AUGGAAAAUGUACCGCCACAGGUAUGGGCUGUGGCUCAUACACUGAUCGCCCGCAAUGAGACAAGCAAUUCAACCUCGGCGGCCACCGAUCCUGCCACACCCAGUCGCCCGCCUGUCUACAAAGCAAUCGGUCUUUCUCUGGCGGUGGCCUCUGGUCUGUUCAUUGGCACUUCCUUCGUGCUGAAAAAGAUGGGACUGCUCAAAGCCAAUGCGAAAUACAACGAGGAAGCCGGCGAGGGUUACGGAUACCUUAAGAACGUCUGGUGGUGGGCAGGCAUGACACUGAUGAUUGUGGGUGAAAUCUGCAACUUCGUGGCCUACGCCUUUGUCGACGCAAUUCUUGUCACACCCCUAGGUGCUCUGAGCGUUGUGGUCACCACGAUUCUGUCUGCGAUCUUCCUCAAAGAGCGGCUGAGCUUUGUGGGCAAAGUGGGCUGUUUCAAUUGCAUUAUCGGCAGCAUCGUCAUUGUCCUCAAUGCGCCCGAACAGAGCGCCGUGGCGGAUAUACAGGAAAUGCAACACUUUGUGAUUGCGCCUGGAUUUCUCAGCUAUGCUGGGGUUGUCAUUGUUGCCUGUACGUUCAUCGCCCUCUGGGCAGGCCCGAGGUACGGAAAGAAGAGCAUGCUGGUAUAUCUCACUAUUUGCAGCUUGAUCGGAGGUCUCAGCGUCGUCGCAACUCAGGGUUUGGGCAGCGCGAUUGUCGCUCAGGCUAGUGGCAAAUCCCAGUUCAACCAGUGGUUUCUUUAUGUGCUGUUGGUUUUUGUGGUUGCGACGCUGUUGACUGAGAUUAUCUACCUGAACAAAGCUCUGAAUAUCUUCAACGCCGCGCUUGUUACCCCGACCUACUAUGUGAUCUUCACCAGUGCGACGAUCGUCACUUCGGCUAUCCUUUUCCGUGGAUUUAAAGGGACCGCUGUGACCAUUACGACCGUGAUCAUGGGAUUCUUGCAGAUUUGCGCCGGUGUUGUACUCUUGCAAAUGUCCAAGUCUGCGAAGGAUGUGCCCGACGCAGCUGUUUUCAAAGGAGAUCUCGACCAAGUCAGAGAAAUCGCGGAGGUCGAACAGCCCGAAACAGAACCCAAGGCCGACGCUAUCCGUGGAACUGCCGCUCUGAUCAGACGAUUGUCCGCCUCCCGACAGAAGAUGGAACAGGAGGAAGCCAGGCGAUUACGGGAAGACACGCUCAGAGAUCAGCUCGAGCCGGUGCGCGAAAAUGAAAUUGUGGAAUGGGACGGGCUUAGACGACGGAAAACCGUUCUCGGUGAACCUGGUGCUCCCCUUCGAAGAAAUACUGUUCGUCCACCACUGGGCAUGUCGCAUUUUCCACAGCCGGACGACGAAGAAAGCGAGCAUGGUCCGGGCUUCUUUGAGAACCUUCGGCAUCGCGCACAGAGUGUCAUCCGGCACCCUACCCCUGGCCGCCAUCAAGACAUGCCCGAGGACUCUCUGCGGAGCCCCAUACAUCCAGUUGCGUUGACCGACAUCAAGGUCCACUCGUCCAAGUCCGAGUCACCCAUUGUGCCCUAUGGUCCAGGCAGUUACGAAGAUGCCCAAGAACGGAUUUAUGGACUCCCACACGGCCAGCUUCAAAAGGAAAGAGGCGUCUCAAUCGCGGCUCAACCAUCGCCUCGCUCGAAACCGCUACCGCCCAAACCGUCGUCGUCCCCGUCACUUAGACCAGCUCCAGAAGCAAGACGUCAAUUUUCUUUCACGAACUUCCUCCGCCCGAGUUCACGCACACCAGACAUUGAUUCAACCCCGUCACGGCCGCGAUCGCACCGUGCCAGCAGUAACGAGCAGAGGCGCGCCUUCAAGAAUGGAUCAGAGGAGGAAAGAUUGGGACUUGUCAAGGGUGAUUCUCACGUUUCAUUGCUCGAACAUGAAUCUCCUCGUUCGCCCGAACACCCAGCUCACUCCAUGCCCUAUGCCCCUACCGACCCCCAUUCCCAAUCCAGCUCCACCAGCAGUGUUGACGAAUAUUACCGUUACCAAUACCCUUCUCCUCCUCAACGUUCUCUGUCAUAUUCUGACGAGGUUGAUGGUUGGCAGAUGACGAGCACCGAGAAUCCUCCGAACGAGAUAAUCUCAGCCGCACCACCACCGGCGACGACAAGCAGCCGGCGACGACCAAGUCCGCCGAGAAUCUAUCAGCCACCACCUUUACUCAUAAGGAGUUCACCGACGAGCGCGAACGACGACCGAGCAAUACCGGGGAUCAUGGUGGGAGAAGACUCAACACGGGGCAGAGCCACUCAAGCAGCAUCAGACCAUUUCCUGAGUUCGUCGACGAGCCCGCCGAGAUACACGAGUCGGCACCCAGACACUGGUUCUCGCAGGACGGAUGGCGACGGUCACCUGCCUCGAGUCUCGGAGGACGCAAGAGUGAAUGAUGCAUAUGAAUACGGUUUGGCUCGGACAGAGAGUCCAGAAGCAGAAGCCACUCGACGGCGGUUCGAAGAGCAGAGCAAAAGGGAACGAGAAGAGCGGCGGCAGAGAGCUGCAGGUCGACGACAGAGUUGGAAACCUACAAGUCCUGGAGGAGCAGGAGAAAGCUUUGUUUAG
Molecule: messenger RNA, 2562 nt
Organism: Cladophialophora yegresii CBS 114405
Lineage: Eukaryota; Fungi; Ascomycota; Eurotiomycetes; Chaetothyriales; Herpotrichiellaceae
Exons: 2
Coding region: 1-2562 (853 amino acids)
Biological process (GO): magnesium ion transport
Cellular component (GO): membrane
Molecular function (GO): magnesium ion transmembrane transporter activity
Source: RefSeq, a predicted model, not a curated record